AUGGGGAUGGCAUUUACCAAGCUCUUCGCCAAGCUGGUCGGCAAGCAGGAGAUGCGCAUCUUAAUGGUGGGCCUCGAUGCCGCUGGCAAGACCACCAUCCUGUACAAGUUGAAGCUCGGCGAGGUUGUCACCACGAUCCCGACGAUCGGCUUCAACGUGGAAACUGUCGAGUACAAGAACAUCAGCUUCACCGUGUGGGACGUGGGCGGCCAGGACAAGAUCCGCCCGCUGUGGCGCCAUUACUAUCAGGGCACCCAGGGCCUCAUCUUCGUGGUCGACAGCAAUGACCGCGACCGCGCGGAGGACGCGCGCGAGGAGCUCAUGAAGAUGCUGAACGAGGACGAGAUGCGCGACGCCGUGCUGCUCGUCUUCGCGAACAAGCAGGACCUCCCGAAUGCGAUGCCAGCGGCAGAGGUGACCGAGAAGCUCGGCCUGCACAACAUGCGCAACCGCCAGUGGUUCAUCCAGUCGGCCUGCGCCACCACCGGCGACGGUCUCUACGAGGGCCUUGACUGGAUGUCGCGGACGCUCUCCUCCAAGAAGUGA
Molecule: messenger RNA, 546 nt
Organism: Prorocentrum cordatum
Lineage: Eukaryota; Dinophyceae; Prorocentrales; Prorocentraceae
Source: the annotation of a GenBank genome assembly